Anolis sagrei ordinatus is the source of this 11414-nucleotide messenger RNA. It is a transcript of the gene LRP6, whose product is annotated as LDL receptor related protein 6. The record is from RefSeq and is a predicted model, not a curated record. Gene Ontology annotation, molecular function: Wnt receptor activity; Wnt-protein binding. Gene Ontology annotation, biological process: Wnt signaling pathway involved in somitogenesis; canonical Wnt signaling pathway; receptor-mediated endocytosis involved in cholesterol transport. NCBI's taxonomy places the organism in Eukaryota, Metazoa, Chordata, Lepidosauria, Squamata, Anolidae.
UGGAGGCGCGCGUCGUUCACCUGGGCGGCGCGGCGGAUGUGUCCCAGCCUCCUCUCCUCCCCCUCCCCCUCCUCUUUUGUGCUGCUGGCUCUGCGGCUCUCGCGGUGUCCCUGGAAGUAGUUCCGACACUCCCUUCCCAGGUCCAGGGUGCUACGCUGCCGGAGCCUCAUCACUUUGUGUGAUUAUUUUAUCCAUUUCUCUCAAGCCGAGAGACGUCAAGAAGUCCCUGAGGAAUGCGGCAGGGCUAGCGGAUUGCCAGGAGGACUGAAGCGGCUGAGAGAAAGCAGGCCGGAGAAAGAAAGGGCCCGAGCGAGCAAAGGCCGACGUGAAUGCCUUUGCCGUAGGAGCAGGAGGAGGAAGAAGGGAGAUUUUGCCUUCGGAAAACCCAGGCGAGGCGGCGGCAGGCAUGCGUAGUUCCUGCGCGCGGCCUCCCUCCCGGGCUUCCAAAGGGAAGGGGGAUCGAGGCUGCCUGGACUGAGGGAGGCCGCGGCGCGCGACGGAGUGAGUGCGCGAGCGAGUGCGCGAGGGGGCCCUCCUUUGGCGCGAGGCGGGGGCCAUGGGGGCGCGCGCCUGCCCUCCCGCCGCCCCUUCCCCGGCCGCCGAGUAGUGUUUGUUCCGGGAAGAGAAGACAGACAAAGGCGGGAGGGGAAGACCCUUCCCCGGCUGAGGCCUCUCCAAGCAAUUGUUUCGGCGCCGCUCCGUUUCUGCCCCUCCGAAAGCAUGAGAGGGCGGCCGAGGAGGUGUCGCUCUCCUCCUCCUCCUCCGCCACCUUCGCCUCCCCGCCGGUGAGAGCCAGAGGAGGGAAGAUGGGCGCCGUGCUGAGGAGCCUCCUCGUCUGCGGUUUGUGUUCCCUGGCGAGAGCUUCUCCUCUGUUGCUAUAUGCAAAUCGGCGUGAUCUACGACUGGUGGAUGCUGCACAGGUGAACGAGAAUGCUACAAUUGUCGUGAGUGGUUUGGAAGAUGCAGCUGCAGUGGACUUCAUCUUCAUCCAUGGCUUGAUAUAUUGGAGUGAUGUGAGUGAGGAAGCCAUUAAACGGACAGAAUUCAACAAAACGGGGAAUGUGCAAAAUGUGGUCAUUUCUGGACUGUUGUCACCUGAUGGGCUGGCUUGUGAUUGGCUGGGUGAGAAACUAUAUUGGACAGAUUCUGAAACAAACCGGAUUGAAGUUUCCAAUUUAGAUGGAUCUUUGCGAAAAGUUUUAUUCUGGCAAGAGUUGGAUCAACCCAGAGCAAUUGCCUUAGAUCCUGCAAGAGGGUUCAUGUACUGGACAGAUUGGGGAGAAGUGCCAAAGAUAGAGCGUGCUGGGAUGGAUGGGUCAGCCCGCUCAAUUAUAAUCACUGCAGACAUUUAUUGGCCAAAUGGAUUAACCUUAGAUUAUGAAGAUCAGAAGCUGUAUUGGGCAGAUGCCAAACUGAACUUUAUUCACAGAUCAAAUCUAGAUGGAACCCAUCGAGAAGCUGUUAUUAAAGGAUCUCUUCCACAUCCGUUUGCUCUGACCUUAUUUGGAGAUACACUGUACUGGACUGACUGGACCACUCGCUCUGUCUUGGCUUGUAACAAAUACACAGGAGAGAACCUGCGUGAAAUACAUUCAAACAUCUUUUCUCCCAUGGAUAUUCAUGUUUUUAAUCAACAGAGGCAACCCAAUGCUACAAAUCCGUGCGGAACCAAUAAUGGUGGUUGCUCCCAUUUGUGUUUGAUGUCUCCUGUGAAACCUUCUUACCAGUGUGCAUGUCCCACGGGUGUAAAACUCCUUGAGGAUGAAAAGACCUGCAAAGAUGGUGCCAUGGAGUUGCUCUUGUUAGCUCGAAGGACCGACCUGCGGCGAAUAUCCUUAGAUACUCCUGAUUUCACGGAUAUUGUUUUACAACUAGAAGACAUUCGUCAUGCCAUUGCUAUUGAUUAUGAUCCUGUAGAAGGAUACAUCUACUGGACAGAUGAUGAGGUCAGGGCUAUCCGGCGCUCUUUCAUUGAUGGGUCAGCUAGCCAGUUUGUUGUCCAGGCACAAAUUGCACAUCCUGAUGGCAUUGCUGUCGAUUGGAUUGCUCGAAACCUUUAUUGGACUGAUACAGGUACAGACCGUAUUGAAGUUACAAGGCUUAAUGGGACUAUGAGGAAAAUCUUAAUCUCAGAAGAAUUGGAAGAACCAAGAGCUAUAGUUCUGGAUCCUAUGGUUGGUUACAUGUAUUGGACUGACUGGGGAGAGAUUCCAAAGAUUGAGAGGGCAACAUUAGAUGGAUCAGACAGAGUUGUACUGGUGAAUACUUCACUUGGAUGGCCUAACGGAUUGGCGCUGGAUUAUGCCGAACACAAGAUAUAUUGGGGAGAUGCCAAAACAGAUAAAAUUGAGGUGAUGAACGCAGAUGGGACGAACAGGAGAGUCCUUGUGGAGGAUAAGCUGCCUCAUAUCUUUGGCUUCACACUUUUGGGAGAUUAUAUUUAUUGGACAGACUGGCAAAGGCGAAGCAUUGAGCGAGUUCACAAGCGGACAGCAGAAAGGGAGAUCAUUAUUGACCAGCUACCUGAUCUCAUGGGCUUGAAGGCUACAAAUGUCCAUCAGAUAACUGGUACAAAUCCUUGUGCAGAAUCAAAUGGGGGUUGCAGUCAUCUUUGCCUGUACAGGCCUCAAGGUUUGCGCUGUGCCUGCCCCAUAGGCCUGGAACUCAUAAGUGACAUGAAGACUUGCAUAGUCCCAGAAGCUUUUUUGCUGUUUUCUCGUAGAGCUGAUAUCAGGAGAAUCUCUUUGGAGACUAACAACAAUAAUGUUGCAAUUCCACUCACGGGAGUUAAAGAAGCUUCUGCUCUAGAUUUUGAUGUGACUGAUAAUCGCAUAUAUUGGACAGACAUUUCAUUAAAGACCAUCAGCAGAGCGUUCAUGAAUGGAAGUGCCCUGGAGCAUGUGGUUGAGUUUGGCUUAGACUACCCAGAAGGCAUGGCUGUGGAUUGGCUAGGAAAAAACCUGUAUUGGGCUGAUACAGGAACAAACCGUAUUGAAGUGUCAAAGUUAGAUGGACAGCAUCGCCAGGUUCUUGUGUGGAAGGAUCUUGAUAGUCCUCGGGCUUUGGCACUGGAUCCUGCUGAAGGGUUCAUGUACUGGACAGAAUGGGGUGGCAAGCCAAAAAUAGACAGAGCUGCAAUGGAUGGUAGUGAACGCAGUACCUUGGUGCCAAACGUGGGGCGAGCUAAUGGACUGACAAUCGAUUAUGUUAAAAGAAGAUUAUAUUGGACUGAUCUAGAUACAAACCUGAUUGAAUCAUCAAAUAUGCUAGGUCUUGACCGAGAUGUUAUAGCAGAUGACCUACCUCAUCCAUUUGGCCUGACUCAAUAUCAGGAUUACAUCUACUGGACAGAUUGGAGCCGGCGUAGCAUUGAGCGUGCCAACAAAACCAGUGGCCAAAACAGAACUAUAAUCCAAAACCACUUGGAUUAUGUGAUGGAUAUCUUAGUCUUCCAUUCAUCCCGGCAAGCUGGCUGGAAUGAGUGUGCUUCCAGUAACGGGCAUUGCUCCCACCUCUGCUUGGCAGUGCCUGUUGGUGGUUUUGUUUGUGGAUGUCCAGCACACUAUUCCUUGAACUCUGACAACAAAACAUGUAGCGCUCCUACAAGUUUCUUACUCUUCAGUCAGAAGAAUGCAAUCAAUCGCAUGGUGAUAGAUGAGCUGCAGAGUCCAGAUAUCAUCCUUCCAAUCCACAGCCUCAGAAAUGUUCGAGCCAUCGACUAUGACCCACUAGACAAGCAGCUGUACUGGAUUGACUCCAGACAGAAUGUUAUCAGGAGAUCACAAGAGGAUGGCAGCCAGAGCUUCACAGUUGUGAUGAGUCCAGUUCCAAAUCAGAACCUAGAUAUACAACCUUAUGAUCUGAGCAUUGACAUCUACAGCCGCUACAUCUAUUGGACUUGUGAGGCCACCAAUGUAAUCAACGUGACACGCCUAGAUGGGAAGCCGAUGGGAGUAGUGCUGAAAAGUGAUCAGGAUCGGCCCAGGGCCAUUGUUGUGAAUCCAGAGAAAGGGUACAUGUAUUUUACCAAUCUCCAGGAAAGGUCUCCUCCUAAAAUAGAAAGGGCAGCAUUGGAUGGAACUGAACGUGAAGUCCUCUUUUCUAAUGGACUGAGCAAGCCAGUUGCCUUGGCAGUUGACAGCCAGCUAGGCAAGCUGUUCUGGGCAGAUUCUGACUUGCGAAGAAUUGAGAGCAGUGAUCUUUCAGGUGCCAAUCGUGUAGUAUUAGAAGAUUCCAACAUACUCCAACCUAUAGGACUGACAGUGUUUGAAAAUUGGCUCUACUGGAUUGAUAGACAUCAGCAGAUGAUUGAAAAAAUUGACAUGACUCGUCAAGACAGACGUACAAAAGUUCAGGCUCGCAUUGCUCAACUCAGUGAUAUACAUGCUGUUAAAGAACUCAACAUGCAGGAAUAUAAACUGCACCCUUGUUCCCAGGAUAAUGGAGGUUGUUCACAUAUUUGUAUUGUGAAAGGUGACGGAACCACACGUUGUUCUUGCCCCAUACACCUUGUCCUGCUUCAAGAUGAACUUUCUUGUGGAGAACCACCAACGUGCUCCCCACAGCACUUCACGUGUUUCACAGGAGAGAUUGACUGCAUUCCUGUAGCGUGGCGCUGCGAUGGGUACACUGAAUGUGAAGAUGCCAGUGAUGAAAGAAACUGCCCUGUAUGCUCAGAGUCCCAGUUCCAGUGCGACAGUGGGCAGUGCAUUGACAGUGCCCUUCAGUGCAAUGGAGAACCAAAUUGCCAAGACAGCUCAGAUGAAAAGAAAUGUGAAGUGCUUUGCUUAACAGAUCAGUUCCGAUGUUCCAGUGGUCAGUGCAUUGGGAAGAACAAGAAAUGUGACCAGAAUUUGGAUUGUAGUGACAACUCUGAUGAACAAGGAUGUUACACAACUGAAGAACCGGCUCCACAAGCCAGCAGUACAAUAGGCUCUGUUGUUGGUGUAAUUCUCACUCUUUUUAUUGUCACUGCGAUGUACUUUGUCUGUCAGCGAGUAUUGUGCCCAAGGAUGAAAGGAGAAGGCGAAACAAUGACUAAUGACUAUGUGGUGCAUGGGCCAGCUUCUGUACCUCUAGGCUACGUGCCUCAUCCAAGCUCUCUCUCGGGAUCUCUUCCUGGAAUGCCCCGUGGCAAAUCUGUGAUCAGUUCACUCAGUAUUAUGGGUGGAAGCAGUGGACCUCCCUAUGACAGAGCUCAUGUUACUGGAGCAUCAUCCAGUAGCUCUUCAAGCACUAAGGGGACUUACUUCCCUCCAAUAUUGAAUCCUCCUCCAUCACCAGCUACUGAGCGUUCACAUUAUACUAUGGAAUUUGGUUAUUCUUCAAACAGCCCAUCAACUCAUCGAUCAUACAGUUACAGGCCAUACAGCUACCGGCAUUUUGCUCCUCCCACUACGCCCUGCAGCACAGACGUUUGUGACAGUGACUAUGCUCCCAGCCGGAGAGUGAUGACAACAACUGUGGGCAAAGGUUACACAAGUGAUUUGAACUAUGAUUCUGAGCCUGUGCCUCCUCCUCCAACGCCGCGCAGCCAGUAUUUAUCAGCAGAGGAGAACUACGAGAGUUGCCCGCCAUCUCCGUACACGGAACGGAGCUACUCACAUCACCUGUACCCACCACCCCCUUCUCCCUGUACAGAUUCCUCAUGAGAAAUUCCCUCCCUCCUUUGACUGCCUCCAACUCACUAGUGUAAAUAAUGAUUUCCCUUAGCAAGAGGGGGGAGGACAUGAGGUAGGGCAUAGUAUGUACAGUUAAAAUGUAUUACAUGGGGUGGGAAAGUGGGCAUGUAUAGAAGGCAGUGAUAAAAGUUAUUUAUAUAUUUUCCUAAAAACAGAGUUUGCUGCUUUGUGCCAUAAGAAAUUUUUAAAAAUUUGUAUACAAAGGGGUUUUUUUAUUUUUUCAAGUGGAACACAAGAAGAUGCCUUAAAUCAGUCAAGUGACUGACCACAUAAGGAAACGUUGCUGUUCAAUGAGCCAAAUACUAAAAAAGGGAGAGAGAGAGUGGGCUUUUUAAUAAGGAAAGGGGUAAAAGGAACCCGUCAUUUAGCAGCAUAUAUAACUAGGUGCAAAGAGCUGAAUUACCUUGCAUUUUUUAUUCUGGUCGGCCAGAAGUUCAAAUCAAACUUGAAGAAAAUUGCAGGGCAGAAAACUAACAAUACACAAAGGGCUUUGCUUUCUACAAGAAUCCAACAAUCACAGCAGUGACAAUACUUAUGCAAAGUUCUGACCAUAACAGCGCCUUGCUGCAUAUGGAAGACUGACAACGUUUUGGUUUUGACAUUAACUUUUUAUAUGGAUUUCAGACCAUUUUAUCAGAUACAUGUGAGAAAGUAGACUAAAACCCAUAAUGACGGAUCUGCCUUGUUUUUUUUACUCAUGUUCUAUUUUGAAAUGGUCAUAUUUAUUAUUAGUCUAUAAUAAAUAUUAUUAUAGACUAAAACCCAAAAGAAAUUUAUGUCAAUUACAACUUGUGAGUCUUUCACAUGCUACAGGACUCUUGGUUGUUUUUGUUCCCACAGACCAAUAAACUUCCCCACUCCUAACGUUUUGAAAAUGGCACCCUUUGUUUAUUUGAAAUCAAAUCAUUUUAUUGGUUUGUUUCCCAUUCUGGAAGCACUAGCAUUUUUCCUGGCUGUGCCUUUGUAGUUUUUUUUUUAAAUGCAACCCUUCACUGAACAUUUCCCUGUGUCGAGAUAAGAAAUAGGCCUAGACACUGUGUGUACACACUGCCUCAGUUGCCUCCCUGUUCUGUUUUAUAGGGUAAGGGAGAUGCUGCAUUCAGAUACAUGAUGGGGCCCCUGAAGUCUUGGUUACUCUCUGUUUGCAGCAUGAGACAAAAGGAGUGCACACACAUGGGGUCUGGUCCCUGUCUUAUCGCAGGUACAGCCCUGGGGGCCGAAACUAUGAAUCAAGACAUCUUUCUAUAUACACAUGUAUAUGUGUAAUAUGGAAUUAUGUUUUUACUCCCCUUCCAUUACAAUGGGAUUAUUUUGUCCUAUCAGCCCAUUGCUGUUUCCAGGAUAAUGACAAGGGUAAUUGUACCUGAGUAAGAUUCCUGCCUACUCUUCGAAAUAUUUCAGUGCUCCCCAAAGUUUUCAUAUUUUUAUAUCACAUAAUAAUAAAUAAUAAUAAUGAUAAUUUAAUGUUGAAGUAAUAGUUUAAUGUAAAUUAAAUCCUAUAUUCUUGCAGUACUUUCAGUGUAUAGUAAAUGUCACAGUAUAAAUUUAUAUAUUUAAAACUACUCUUUUUGUCUUUAAAAGGAAGCUUUUACAAUUAUUUUCCUUCACAAUAGACUCUGAAGCCCUCGAUUGUUGGUAAUACUUCUUAUUCCUGUUGGUGCAGCUAUGAUGUUUAAUCAGAUGAUCCUUGCAGAGUGACCUCAAGGUGCUGUUUGUUCUUUUCUGUCGACACUUCCAUUCUGAAGCCCAAAUCACUGUGAAUGUCUGUUAUUCGUUAUUCUUUGCCAAAGUAUUUUGUUAGCAUUCUGUAUUUUGUUUCAUUUUGUCUUUGUUCCUUCACUGAUGUGGGGGCAGCCUUUAAUUUUAUAAUAGCUUUACAUAGUACCAGAAAGGCAGUACACGAACCUGCUCUCAAUUUUCAUUUCCUGGAGUUUGCAGCGUUUUCUGUUGCUGCUAUUGCUGCAUACUGUUUAGGUGAUGAGUAUCUGAAUCAAGUGUGAAAUUUAGGAAUUCAAAAUUGCAUUUUUGGAAAGGUUCUUGCGGGGAGUCUUCUUCCUAAAGUGCUGGAGUGCAAAUCCAUGGAUGAUUGGAAGGUGGAGGUUAUCCCAGAGUAUUUUGCUUAAGUUGCAUGAGGAGGUAUCCGGUACCUUCUUGUGAAACGGUUUUGCCCAGUUGCACAGCAGUAGCUGAAUAGUGCUAAGCAUGUCUCUGCAGCACUGGCCCAAGUGCCCACAGAUGGACCAAAAGAGGUCCCAACUGGGCUACCUUUCCGCUCCUAGGACCUACAGAUGAAUGUGAUCCGCCCACUUGCAAAUAAGAUCUUGGCCAGGAUCAUUUCUGCGAUUUUUCACAGAUAUAAGAAAUGACAUUUUCUAAGAGCUGCAUUGUUCUAAUAGAUAUGCUGUGAUUGCUCCAACAAACCUGCACAGGCGAAGUGUAAAAACUUGAAGCCUAUGCUUUUAGUGGAUUGCCUCAAUACUGGCUCUCUGAUGGUGUGAAUUCCCCUUUAAUACAGGGUGAGGCAGCAUAACGUCCUUUUUUCGAAACUUAAUAAAACCCAUUGUAUGAAUGAAUCAGAUUUUUUUUAUAAUGUAGGCGCAUACCUAAAGAUUUGUUUUACCUAGUUUUGAAGAUCAAACUAGGUAGGUGUUGUCCCCCAUUCUCCAUACACUAAGUAAACCGAUUUCUGGCGUUUGUCAUGACUCUUGCCAGCAUAGCAGGCGUUAUGUUGGCAAUUCUUUCCUGGAUGUUGGUCUUGUAGGGUCCUUGGACGGUUCACAUAAACACGGGAUUUCAAAAAACCCCAUAGAAAAAAUCACAAGGGGCCAAAUCUGGAGAAUAGGCCGGCCAUUCCAAAUCUGCUUGAAAAGUAGGCCUCAAUGGCAAAAGCACGCUCCUCACUGUUCCAACGCAUGAUGGCGACUGAACUGUGUCAGGACAAAAUUUUAUACUUCUGCCUUUCGAACGAGACCACUAGCGCUCCGCUACGUCUUCAACCGACUGAAUGGCGCGCAUUUUAAAAAAGGAAGUUAUGCUGCCUCACCCUAUACCUUGUCUGUUAUAGGAUAUAUUAAUGCAACUGAAACAGUCACGGUAACCACAUUAAUAUAUGAAGCACUUUUUACUUUUCUCUUUGCCAGUCUCAGUUUAAGAUGUUUGAGACUUGCAAUCAUUGCCAGCUUCUGAGUAUUUUGUUUCCUGGACAUUUUUGCAAACUUCAGUACUAUUUAAUUUCAGCUUCCAGAAGCUGAGUUUACUCUAGGAACAAUCAUUUGGAUCUAAUGAAAAUAAACUGUGUGCCCGAAAGUGCCCUUUACACAAAGUUGACUUUGUUUCCUAGUUUUAAGCACAUCAAAUUGGAAAUUCAUUUGGUUUAUUGAACUUGACUUCCAAAGGCAUGUACAUCAAGAUUGCAACCCUGCAUUUAGAAUUAUGAGCCCCCGCUGGUGCAGUGGGUUAAACCCCUGUGCCGGCAGGACUGAAGACCGACAGGUCACAGUUCGAAUCCGGGGAGAGGCGGAUGAGCUCCCUCUAUCAGCUCCAGCUCCUCAUGUGGGGACAUGAGAGAAGCCUCCCACAAGGAUGAUAAAAACAUCAAAUCAUCCGGGCGUUCCCUGGGCAACGUCCUUGCAGAUGGCCAAUUCUCUCAUACCAGAAGCAACUUGCAGUUUCUCAAGUCGCUCCUGACACGAUUAAAAAAAUAUAAUUUAGAAUUAUUUUCAGGCUUCACUUUACACAGAUUCUGCAAAAACAUUGGAUAACAGGUGUUCCAUUUCAAAUUCUUGAAGCUCUAUAGUUGUUUGGCUCUUCUGUACAGGAAGGGUAUGCAUGGAUGAGGUCUGAAAAAUUGAUAUGUUGUAAACAAAAGAAAUUUCCCUGCAGUGAUCACUAUGUCUUAGCUGGAAUGAUAUGAAAAAACUCAAUGUUUGCAUCAUUAAGUGUACACCAUUCUGAGAAGGAGUUAGUAUGUUAUUCUUGUGGAUUCAGAGUAUUGCUUUGUCGCAGUCUAACUGCUUGUACUGUAUUAGCAACAAUCUUCUUGCAAAGUGUGUAUCUGUGUCUAUUUCUGUUAUAAGGUGGUUGAGCUUAUGCUGUAGUAUUUUCUUCCUGUGGCAGAAACCGGAUUCCCUGCCUCCUGUGCAUUUAGAACGGUUAAGAAUCUUAUGUGAUCUUCCAGAUGUUGUAGAACUGGAAAUGAUGGGAGUUGCAGUUCACGCACCUAGAAAGCGUGUGUGUGAUGUAUACUUAGUUUGAGGCAUACAAAACUAAAGAGUUACUUAGUUUUGUAUGAUAGGCAACUGUCAGAUUUCAGUGAAAUAUAAGAGGCAACCCCAGAAAGUAAGCCGCUAUCUUUGCCUUCUCCCAAAUGCUGCUUUGACUCAACAGUAAUAACGUUGGAACAAGGAAAUCAAUUGCCUAUUAGUUCCAUAACUGCACGUUAAAACAAAUGAAUCCUAGAAUUCAAUUGUUGUUGGAGACAAAUAGCUUCCUUUUCAAUGAAAAAAAAAUGUUUGGUCACAGGCACUAGGCUAUGUAAGCUUGGCAUUUCCUCUAUUUUUCUUCAGUGCCAUUUCUGCCUUUUCCUGUAGUUAAUCCCUUGUAUAUCACUAGUACUCUGUGCAAACCUUUUGUUUAGAAGGAAAUGUACUCGGGUCGUAAAGGGAGUGAAACUGCAACAGCCUCCUUCUUGGACCAAAAGGGGGGGGGGGAGACACAUACUGAAUAAAACUAAAGAAAAGCUAUUUCUUUCUCUUGGGAGGACAGUUAUUUUGAGGCUUUCCUGAAAGCCUAUUCUGCUCUGUUUUCUUGUGUCAACAUCAUUUUAGGAGGAUUGCAUAAAUUGCCACUUUGUCAUAUGUAUAGGGCACCCAAAAUGCUAUUGACCCUUUAACCAGGAAAAAAAGUUUCGAAAGAUUCAAAUGCUUGAGUUUAAUUGAAUACUUGAGUUUAAUUGAAAACAGGUAAUAGAUAAAUUUAGUAAAACCACACCUACCUGUGGUGUAAGCAGAUAAUAAUUAUAAAUCCAAACCCACUGUGCAAACGUGCAUACUUUAAAUGUUGUUUGCUUCUGCUCUCAACUUCCAAUAACUCAAAAUCAUGUACUUUUUUGUAUUUUGAAUAUACUCAUAAUGAAGAACUGCAUUGUAAAACACAUUUGUCUGGCAGCUUCUCACAAAAUUUAAACAAGGAAAGGGGAAAACAGGUGUAUGUAGGUACGGCUGUCUUCUUACAAUUUGGGGGCAGGGGUGGGAAAGAAGAUGGCAAUUGAAAUUUGUCUCCUUACAGAGGCUUCGACGGGUAGUAGGAAUCUUCCAGUUGAUCAUUGAGUUAAAUCUGUCACUGACUUUAGCUGACCAGGGGGAAAUGAAUCAUUUCAUUUAUAAAGAGGAUACUAUCUGUCAUAAGCUGAACAUACCUUGUGUGCAAGUGAAGGAUGUGGUCCUGCUUUUGAACUUCUAAAUGUGUUAAAGCUUUUUUUUAUUAAUCUGUUGCCGUCUUUUUAAAAACCAGCUAGCAUGUUCAUAGAUUUCGACACAGUGGUGCUUUGCAAGGAUGUAUUAUAAUGACCAACAUUUGGUCAGCCCUCUUCAUUCAUUCACUAACACUUUUUUAUAUUGUAAAAUAAAAACACUUUAUUUGAAAACUGUAUAUAUCCCAUGUACAAAACUCCCCACUCCUUUUCCAAUUAUUAUACAUGGAGUUGUAACAAAUAAAAUGUUGAUUUUUUUAUAA